Messenger RNA from Fusarium verticillioides 7600, 2376 nucleotides. RefSeq lists its product as hypothetical. Gene Ontology annotation, molecular function: metal ion binding. The coding region runs from base 539 to 1417 and encodes 292 amino acids. NCBI's taxonomy places the organism in Eukaryota, Fungi, Ascomycota, Sordariomycetes, Hypocreales, Nectriaceae. The record is from RefSeq and is a predicted model, not a curated record. The transcript has 3 exons.
CACCCACCCUCCCAUUCACUCACUCACUCACUCACUCGCUCACUCCAUCCAUCAUCAGCUCCACCGCCCACCGCCUCCCAUCUCCACAUGCAAGAGAGAGGCCACAUCCUUGUCAUGCGCUAAGAGUCAAGCGCUGGGCUAGUACGUUAGGAUCCCCAGUCAGUUAAGAAGUUCGUUCUGCAGACAAGAGAUACGGAGUACAUAUCCCUCCUUGAGCAACUGCAGUUCGCUUGGUUUAAACUCUGCGUGGCCCGCCCUUGCUCGACUCUUGCUCGUCUAACAUAACUUUUCCGUUCAACUACUCUACUGUACUGUAUUGUCGGUCGUAGCAAAACCUGAAUCGAUCAUAACUCUGUCCCUACCUACCUACAUAGGUAGGUAUAUCUGUCCAACCAAUCCCUCGACUUCCAAGCGUUGUGCAAAUACCCAAGCAACAACCCCCCUCUCCUGUUUCUCAGAGGCCACGAGCUAAAACACAUACAACCUCUCUCCGUCCUCCGUAUAUCAAUAAUUACUCUCCACUCAACCUACGAUAAUAAUGGCUGCCGACCUCAUUAUGCCCACUCUUGCGGGAGACCAGCACUCACGCCAUUUCUUCCCCCAGCAGCAACAGCAGCAGCAGCGCCCUACGCAUCAACGGAAUCAGUCAUAUCAGAUCUCGGUUGGACCUCAGAUUUCACCCAUCGACACCAAUGAGUCCACCAGCCCCAACUCCGCCUCCUCAACUCCCACUUCUCCCAGAGCGCACCAUGCACGACAGACUCGGCCCAUGUAUAUGCCCGCAGCCCUGCGUCCAAACUUGUUCCCCUCCAAGUCCAAUAAAAUGCCCAUUGAUGAUGCUGCUUCUGCCUCCAGCAUCGAGCCUGAUGGCGCCUUGAGACGUACCAACAGCAGCCUCAUCAACCUUCCUGGCAUGUCCGUCUUCACCAACAAGCUAGCACGUGUUUCGACCGGCGAUAGCACUCAGAGCAGCAUUGACGGCGAUUUCGAUCCCGACAUGUUCCCCGAAGUCAAGGCUCAGCCUACUCGCAAGCACUGGAAGCCCGAUGCCGAAUCUACUGUUUGUGAUGACCCGACUUGCAAGCGGACUUUUAGCUAUUUCACUCGACGUCACCACUGCCGAAAGUGCGGUCACAUUUUCUGCGACUCUCAUUCCACCUUUGCCGCUCCUCUCGAUCAUGAUGCCAAGUUCAAUCCUCGCGCCCCCCUUUCCCGAACCUGUCGUCACUGCUGUGAAGAGUUCAAGAGUUGGUAUACACGUAAUAGCAGCCGUGCUUCGAGUGCCGCCUCUUCGGAUGCGCCCAACCCUACCCCCUCAACUCCCAUCGGUACUGGUUUUGGAGACGCCUCCGAACUGCCUCGUGGCCCUGAACUUGCUGUCAGUGUGCCUAGGGAUUGGAACUGGAGCACUUUCUGAGCAAAGUACGACAAUUUUACUCGCAGUCGCCAGUAUCAAACAACUGCCGACAACAAAGUUGUCAUCUGGAGACGAAAAUGUCCAGUACUUUUUCUUUCUUGAGGUCGAGAUUGAGAUCGUCCCUGCCAGCAGAUGCUCCUGUUUCAGUGUCAUGCUCGAUUCAGACUUUGAUGGAGAUUCGAUACACCAGCACAUGGUUGCCCACCACGUUCCUUACGACACACCUGCCCAAGUUGCAGUAUGAGAUACCCGAAGCCGUCAGCUUCAUAAAGCCACCACGGAAGCAUUAUAGAUCGAUAGAAAUUCCCUGAUGAGUGACUUUGAUCAUCGUCAAAUGUCGCCAACUCGAACUCCCCCAUCCAUCCAUCCUCCUCUCCAUUAUGCACUUUUUCUGCUGACCUUCAUGGUUAAGCAGCGGUCCCGUCGGCCACUACUUUUGUGCCUUGUCUCUCACAUCUGGUUUUAUGAGUUCCCUUAUUUAAAGCGAGGCGUCCUGGAAAGCAGGCUUGAUAUGAGCUGCUACAUUGUGGUUUUCAGCCCUGGUAUGAUUACCUUAGCGGCCAGUCUUGAGAGAGCACAUACAGAAUGCUCCUCUGGUUAUGCUAUUUAAUUCUUUGUUUUUUCGAUGGGCGUUUUAUGAGCUCCCAUAGCCUGGUUCAAAUUAUAGAUGGUUUUGGAAUUUGCAUUGCCAUAGGUGGCACGGAAGGGAACUUACGAUAUGAUGAGAAUUGAGUGGUUAUUUGGCCAGAUUGACCUGGUUGCACCAGAUCUCUAUGGUUCGUUACUGCUAUUAACUAGACUAUAAACUACAUAUUCCCCCACCCAUUCAUGUCUCAUUGCUGCGUGUGAGUUGGAGCAUCACGUUGGUGGUGAUGGGACGAGCUGACAGAUACCGGUGAUGUAUACUAAUUUGAUACACAAAUUAGCGAUGCAACGUGUAAUACAAGUGAUCACCCCUA